CAGUUUCCCUGUCUGUAAAAUGGGAUGGCAGACCUCCCUGCAGGCUAGUUUCUUGGUCCUGUUGAUGUUGCUCUCUGUCUCCCCACAGACAGAGGCCCGGGAGCGAUGGGCGACUGGGGCUUCCUCGAAAAGCUGCUGGACCAGGUCCAGGAACACUCGACUGUGGUAGGCAAGAUCUGGCUGACAGUGCUGUUCAUCUUCCGGAUCCUCAUCCUGGGCCUGGCUGGCGAGUCGGUAUGGGGCGACGAGCAGUCGGACUUCGAGUGUAACACGGCCCAGCCAGGAUGCACCAAUGUCUGCUACGACCAGGCCUUCCCCAUCUCCCACAUCCGCUACUGGGUGCUGCAGUUCCUCUUUGUCAGCACUCCCACCCUGGUCUACCUGGGCCAUGUCAUUUACCUGUCCCGGCGUGAGGAGCGGCUGCGGCAGAAGGAGGGGGAGCUACGUGCUCUGCCCGCCAAGGACCCCCAGGUGGAGCGGGCCCUGGCGGCCGUAGAGCGUCAGAUGGCCAAGAUCUCGGUGGCGGAGGACGGGCGCCUGCGGAUCCGCGGGGCGCUCAUGGGCACCUACUUGGCCAGCGUGCUGUGCAAGAGCGUGCUAGAGGCAGGCUUCCUCUACGGCCAGUGGCGCCUCUACGGCUGGACCAUGGAGCCCGUGUUCGUGUGCCAGCGUGCACCCUGCCCUUACCUCGUGGACUGCUUUGUCUCCCGCCCCACGGAGAAGACCAUCUUCAUCAUCUUCAUGCUGGUGGUCGGACUUAUCUCCCUGGUGCUCAACCUGCUGGAGCUGGUGCACCUGCUGUGCCGCUGCCUCAGCCGGGGGAUGAGGGCUAGGCGGGGCCAGGAGGCACCCCCAGCUCAGGGCUCUUCCUCGGACGCUUACACUGACCAGGUCUUCUUCUACCUCCCCAUGGGCGAGGGGCCCUCGUCCCCACCAUGCCCCACCUACAAUGGGCUGUCAUCCAGUGAGCAGAACUGGGCCAACCUGAACACAGAGGAGAGACUGGCUUCUUCCAGGCCCCCCCUCUUCUUGGACCCACCCCCUCAGAGUGGCCGAAAACUCCCCAGCCGCCCCAGCAGCUCUGCUUCCAAGAAACAGUAUGUGUAGGAGCCUGGGGCUUAUGUCAUCC
This is a messenger RNA of Trichechus manatus latirostris (Florida manatee), 1129 nucleotides long. It is a transcript of the gene GJA4, whose product is annotated as gap junction protein alpha 4. Lineage: Eukaryota; Metazoa; Chordata; Mammalia; Sirenia; Trichechidae. The record is from RefSeq and is a predicted model, not a curated record. The transcript has a single exon. Gene Ontology annotation, biological process: cell-cell signaling. Gene Ontology annotation, molecular function: gap junction channel activity. Gene Ontology annotation, cellular component: connexin complex. The coding region runs from base 106 to 1107 and encodes 333 amino acids.